AUGUUCUUUGGUAUCAUACGUUUUGGAGCAUUGGACCAAUUCGCAUCACCUACAGCGGAGAGCGUAGUAUGUGGCAGUAGCUCGUCUUCUACCACGUCGUCGUCAUCGUCGUCAUCGUCUUCAUCAUCAUCUUCAUCGUCGGAUUCGGAUACUGCGGAUGCCGCUGGCAGUUCCACCCAUAACCAGCCCGAUGAUUCAAACGUCGCCCUGGCAGCUGCUUGUCAAUUACAGGUUAUCGACGAUGCGGACCUCGCGGAACUAUUUCCAGAACAAUCAUCUAGCGCGCCGGUGCAGCAGCCCAAUUUCUCGUCGUUUUCCGUGCACAACACGCCGCCAGAUAACGACGAUAAAUCAAUCGCUGAUAAUGGAGACGGGUCCAGCAGCGAGAUGGAACUUACGCCUCAACUAGUGACUGCUGCAAUACAAAGAGCAACGGCGGACUCUUCUGGAUCUGAGAACGAGUGUUCGAAUUCUGACACUGUUCAUCAAAAUACAUCCCACUAUGCCUCAAGUUUGUUGCAACAAUUCGUGGCACAAACUCAGCUUUUAAGCAGCUCUGCUCCACUUACAAACAUCAAUACAUCAACAUCGCUGUCUUGUGGAUUAAAUGGAAAUCAAAUAGACGGUGUCAAUACUAUAAGUGAUUGUGUGCUUGGGCAGAUAAAUAAUCUAUCUGAGAUAGCACCAAUUACUUCGAAUUUCUUGAAUAAUGGUAAUCAACAUUUAAGCCCUCAGCAGACUGAAGAGCUGUCUCAAAUAAAUAAAGAUCUUGAAGAAAUAACUUCUGUCACAUCAUCUGUAGAUUUAUCCAUACCCAACCCACCGAGUUUGGAAGACUGUGUUGAUAACAAUGAUUUUAUGAAUUUAGAUAUUACAGCUGGAAGUUCGGAAUUAGGUAGCGCAAGCGAUCUCUUGAAGAGUUCGCCAAUAACUGUAGUUAAUCAUGUAAUAGCUUCAUCAAAUCAAAUUGACACUCAAAAGCUGGAUUCAAUCAGUACGAAUUCGGUUGAAUCUCAAGAAGACUCGAAAAUUAACGUAGUUGAAUCUAGAAGGAAAAGAGGUCGGCCAAGGAAGGUGAAGAAAAUUGAAGAGUUGUCUAAAAAAGAAAAAGAAUCUCACAAAGACGACAAACCAGUUGUUAAUGUAAUUAACGACUUUCAUAAUAGUAAUGAUCCACCAAAUGUAUCACCUGAUUCUGGAAUUCUUUCUAACCACAAUUCGCCAACACAUUCUCCUCUUCGAAGGCAUGACGUUGACGAAGGCAAUAGUAGACAUAGUAGAAAAUCGGUACAAAAGGAGAAUAACACAGCUGAAAGAAAAAGUGCGAGGUCAAAAUCAAAAACAAGAAGUCAACAUAAUAGAUCCGAUUCCAGUGACUGUGACUAUAGAAAGAAGAAAAUUGAGAAUGAAAUCAAACAAAUUAAAACAGAAGCACCGUCUCCGGUACCGCUCAAACAGGAACAGAAUAAAUUUGAUAAAACAAAGAAAAACGACCGUAAAUUGGAUAUAGCUGCUUUAGAUAGAAUGUUAUACGCCACGGACAGAGUUUUGUAUCCGCCUCGCAAAAAACCUGGCAGGAAGCCGCAAGCAAAAUCAAAACCAACAAAAACUACUUCUAAAACUUUAAAAGAUAAAAAUCAGUACCAUUCUGGCGAAAGCGAUAAUGAUUCUGUAUCACCUAAUAGAUCAGUGUUAUCUGGAGUUUAUGCGAAGAGAAAAGAGCUUAACAGCAAACUUGCAAGUUUACCCAAGAAAAGUAGUAAAACAAUAAACAGUUCUUGGCGGGAUAAUCAAAGCGAAAAUGAAGCAGCCGCAGACGAUAUGCUUGAUCCCACAUGGAAAGAAAUCGAUCUCAACCCAAAGUACAAGGACAUUCUGUCUGGAUACAAAAGUGAUUAUGAAUUUAAACCUUAUAAAAGUUGCAGCAGACUUAUUGAAUCUGGUUACAAGAGUGAUUAUGGUUGUAGAUCAGGCUACAAAAGCGAUUGCUAUAGAUCGGGCUAUAAAACUGAUUAUAAAUCAGGGUACAAAACAGAUAAAUCAGGUUAUAAGACGGAUUACAGUGUUAGAAGUAUGCGAAGACGUAUGAAAAAAUUAAAGAAGACACGAUCGGUUCGAAAUAGAUCGUAUUACAAAAAUCAGAAACAUUUUGUGUCUGAUCAGGAAAUUUUAUUGUUGACAAAUAAAACAUUUAGUAGUCUUACUCUUGGACAUAGUUCUAGUGAUUCAGAAUGUGACACAUAUUUAAGAAAGUCUAAUGCUAGUCCUAAAUACAUCAGUGUUUGUACCAAAUAUCCGCUGCCGUCAAAAUAUGACUAUAGUUUCAAGAAAAUGAAUCAAAAGCAAGUCUUAAGGUUAAAUUCUUCUGAUCCAUUCGCACCUGGUCCGGUAUUCAGCGGUCUUCAAAGACCUGUUACGACUUACAAUAUUUUCAAAGUUAGUCAUAAUAAUAAUAACACACUGUUGAAGUCUCCAUCGCAAACUAAACACAUUGGUGGUAAAUUACCAUCCCUCAAACCAGUUUUUACGCAUAAAUUUGGAAUAUCACCCUUGACGUCGACUAAAACAACAUCUUCACAGAAAGAUAACGAUAGCAUAAAACAGUCUGGUAGGAAUCUUUCGCCUAAAAAUCGUAAACAGAAAUCCGGAUCGCCUAACACGAAAAAAGAAACAGUGAAACCUUUACCGAGUAUAUUUGAGAAGGCGAAAAAUAGUUACAUUCCAAAUAAAUCUUUAUCGAGGAAUGUAUUUUUAAAUUUUAAAAAGACUCAAAUUAAGCCUUCCUUUAAUAUCAAGAAGCAGAGACGAACUGUUGUCCUUGCUCCGCCUAAGAUAAAUUUAAAGCCUACAGAACGUCCUUCCCGACUUACAAUAAAAACUGAAAAUAAGCACCAUAGGCAUAGAAGUAAAAGGCGGCACAGAUCCCGGUCAGUUUCAAGAGUUAGAGAUUCCUUUUCAAAUCGCAAUGUUGCUGAAACUAUUGAUCAAAAAUUUAAUCAAGACAUGGAUAGUCUUAUUACAAACUUUAUAAAACUUUGUCAUGUGGCUCCAAAAUUAAUAGCCAAUGUAACAUCAAAUCAACCUAAAAAUGGAGAAAAGGAAAAAUCUGCGUUAGAUACAACAACGACUAAAAUAGUAAAACGUACCUCGAAGAAACGUAAAACAUCAGAUAACUUAGAAAUCGCUACACCCACAUCUAAGCGAAGACAUAAAAAACAAUUAACUGAAUCACAGAAUAAGGGAGGAAAAGAUACAAAUGAACAUAAAUUACCCCUUAAAAAGAGACAUUACCACAUUAAUUCUUCUACUAGUAACUCUCUAAGUUUGAGUUUAGUUACCACAGAAUUCGAUGAAAAUUCUAAAAAUGGUUCUGGUUCUGAAAAAUUCUUGUGUACAGAAACUGACUGUCUUGUUGAUUUGCAAACUUCUGAGGGAUCUCCCAAGUCUAAAGUUGUUUCUGAUAAAAGUAAAAAACCCAAUGAAUCUAUAAAAAAUGCAGCCUUAUUAUCCGGUGAAAAUAAAAAUCAAACAAAUGAAUCAACUAAGACACAAAAGUCGGAUGAUGUUUCUGAAAUAUUAUCUUUGAAGGAGGACGACAUUAUUUUAUCAAACAUCAAUAACGAUAAAAACAUUAAUUUAAGUGGAGUAGUAGACGAUGAAUUAUCAAUCAAAAAGCCUUCUGCUGAACAGUCCGAUUUAUCGAAGAAAAUUUAUGAGACAUCUGAGAAAUUAAAGGCGGUGCAUAAAAUGGUUCAUGACUUAGAAAAAAGUUUACCUAAACCAAAAGAUGUUGAUGUAAAGACCGAACCAUCAAAGCCAGACAAUAAUCGAGUGUCAUCUCCUAGAUCUGAAACAAAAUUGUCACCCGUGAGAAAUCCUAUAGUGACACCCAAAAAGCGACAUAGAUUAGAAGCGGAGAAAGCGGUAUCACAUUCAAGUUUGGAUCAAGUAGUACAAUCUUUAUCAAAGAAACUAUCGGAAGAAAAACCUAGUGUUAACAGCGAGGCAAUAGAUAUUAAUCAAAAUACUUCCAAAGACGACCUUAAAGACAAUGAAAAGUUGAAUAGUGAAUCACCAGAAGCUUCUACAGCUUCAAACUCUGUUGUUGAUCCCCUGAAAAGCAUGUCAGCACGUUCACUUUAUAAAAGCUCUAUACCCCCCGCACAGAAAUCGGAAAUCAUGACUCGAAAGAAAAAUAGGCUUGAAGGAUUAACUAGUAAUUUAGUAUCAAAAAUUAAUCCAAGCGCAGCCACGAAAGUUUUAGAUACACUUUUGAAUAAUAAUAUACGGAAAUCGAUAGAAUCGCGAAUUUUAGAAAAGGAAAAAAGUAGUUCAGAUGGACACAAAACAGACGACAAGAAUAAAAGCAGGGAAUCUUUGAGUAAUCAAAUUAAUACUCGCGCUAGUGUCAUCAAGUCACCGGUGUCCAAGGGUAAAGUAUUGGAAUCGAAAAGAGUGAAAGCAUCUGACAUUUUACCAGACCCUCCCGUAGUGGUUAAUGUUGAUAAUCCUACAGGAAUUUUUGAACCAUCUAUUGAUUUAGAAGAUCAAAUUCCUAAAUCAUCAAUAUGUAUAAGUAAUAUAUUAGCAGACUCUAAUAAAACCAAAAAAUUAAAAAAUCUCGAUACAAAGAGCUCAUUAUUGGCUUCAAUGGACACAGAAUCUGAAAUACCGUUAGCUUUAAUCACUGAAACUCCAGAACCGAUCAUAAGGCCUAAAAGAGGAGAAUCGAUAGCUGCUGUAAUUUCUGAUAAAAUUCAAGAGACUACCGGAGGUCAUAAUUUACGACAACAUAAAAGAAAUCUAACAAGUGAUAGUGAUGACACAAAUGAAAAGAAAAAGAAGAAAACAUCUAACAAUCUCAUCCGUGAGAGUAAGUUAGUUUUACCAUCUAAAGUUUUAAUUCCAAAGAUUCAGGCGGAGCGAUUGCCGGUGGGUGAUUUCAUAAAAAAGACUAGUUUACAAGUUAAGAAGCCUGACUUGAUUUCUGUCGAAUCUAAUGAUCAGAUGAAAUCAGUUGAUAAUAUCAAGAAGAAAACCAGAAGGCGCAAAGCUUUUAAUAGAACAGGAUUUCCCAACAUUAAAAGAAAAAAGAAAAAGACCGAAACUAACAAUGCAAAUAAUUCUUACGAUCAAAUGGCUUCUGAAGAUACUGAUAAUUCUGCAUUUGAAAGAGUUCCAAAAGAUGGUGAGGCUAUGAUUAACUUUUUAGAACGAACAGGUACUAAACAACCUGAGCUAAAAGUAGUGUUAAAUAAAGAUGAGUGUCCGAAACAAGGUCGUUUAACAGUUGUUGCUCUAGAAAAACUACAAGGUAAAGAAAUAUUAAGUGAUAACAACAACAAAAAACAUGGGGAGAAGGUCAUACAAGAAAAGAAAACCACCUCAUCAAUAUUAAGAGCUCCUGCUUUGCAAUUAAAACAAAACAAGACUGAUAAAGAAGUAAAAAACCACAUUAAUAAAUGGGAAGUAUUAAGUGAGACUGAUAGUAUCCCAUCAAUGACUAGUUCGCUCGGUAAUGAUCCAGAAGACAGUAUACCAUUAAGCUUAUUGAAUAUCAACCAGAGCAAAUCGGCAAGCAGAUUUGAAACAUUAGACCGACUAAAAAGAAAGAGUAGAGCGAUGUCGCCAUCGAAUGAAAUUGAAGAAAUAUUUUCAAAACGCAAAGUAGUAGAGAAAAGCACCAAGGUCGGCUUAAGGCCUAAAUCAAGUUUAGCUGUUUUGUAUCCAAGUGAACGCAGACUCACUCGAAGUUUUGAUACUGUCAAUGAUGAUGGUAAAAUAAAAACUAGAAAAUCGGAACAUAAAAAAUUAACAGAAAAUUCAGAAAAAGAAAUAGUACUAAAACCUAUGAGCAUUGUUACUAGGCGAAAAUCGAGAUCAUGUCAACUUAAUAAGAAGCCGCGCAAUGAAGUAUAUUCUAGUUCUAGAGAGAGCUCCAUAGAUACAGUAGUAAGUCGGAAAUUAUCAUCUAAAUCUCGGGAACCGUCUGUUGAUACUCUUCUUGACCAUGAUGAGAAUGAGCCCCUGCCUCUAAAUGAGAAGGAAAUUGACUUUGAAAAGAGUAUAGACGUACUCUCGAAGAGUAUUAUUUGCAAAAAAAGAAUAGCGGCAUCGCGCGAUCAAAGUCCGUCUAAUAGCAUUGACAAUAGAGACAAAGUUGUUGUAUCUAAAAAAAAUCCAAGGCUAAGAAAGAAAUUCUUAUUAGCUGGAUUAUUUUCGGACUAUUAUAAGGAAGAUCCCAAGCCCGAAGGAAAGGGGAAAAAUCUCGUCACUCAAACAGAAUUUCCACCUGGGUUAUUAGGCCCUCCUCCGUAUUGUGAACGUUGGGUGAGAAAGCGACUUAUCCAUUUCACCUUACCAUAUGACAUCUGGUGGGAGCAACAUUACAAUCAACCUGUGCCAUCGUGGAAUUAUAAGAAAAUACGCACCAAUGUUUACUACGACGUCAAGCCGUCUGCUGAAGAAUGUGAAAGCGUGGCGUGCAAUUGUGCUCCAGCCUCUGGCUGUAAUGAGGACUGCAUCAAUAGGCUUGUAUUUUCUGAGUGCUCACCUCAGUUGUGUCCCUGCGGGGAUAAGUGCAAAAAUCAAAGAAUCCAACGCCAUGAAUGGGCUUCUGGUCUAGAGAAAUUCAUGACCGAAAAUAAAGGCUGGGGUGUACGUACGAAACAUAAAAUUACAUCAGGCGAUUUUAUUCUAGAAUAUGUUGGCGAGGUUGUUUCUGAUAAGGAGUUUAAGGAGCGCAUGGCGACGCGGUACGCGCGCGACACGCACCACUACUGCCUGCACCUGGACGGCGGGCUCGUCAUCGACGGGCACCGCAUGGGCGGCGACGGCCGCUUCGUCAACCACUCGUGCCGGCCCAACUGCGAGAUGCAGAAGUGGACUUCCAAUGGAACAUUCAGGAUGGCAUUAUUUGCACUACGCGAUAUAGAUUCGGGUGAAGAGCUGACCUACGAUUACAACUUUUCACUAUUUAAUCCAGCCGUGGGACAGCCUUGCAAAUGCGAUUCUGAAGACUGCCGCGGUGUUAUUGGCGGGAAAUAUCAACGUAUUACGAAGCAACCUUUAAAAACACAGUCUAGGACACCAUCAAAUGCUUCUAAUCAAUCAAACAGUUCGAACGGCAACCAACCUCGCGUGGGAAGACCGCGUAAAGCAGUUAAAUGCAAUAAGAAAUCUGAGCAACAAAGCGUUUCAGCGUGUGAUAUCAAAAACAUGACAAUACUCAAAUAUCAACAGCAUUUGAAUAAGCUGUGGCAGGAACCACAGUUGAAACCGCUGACAGCCAGGGAAAGGAAUCUCGUUAAAGAGAGACAUUGUUUUCUAUUUAGGAAUUUGGAGAAUGUACGUCGCAUACGUGAGCGAAUGACAAUUCAAAUACCGCCGUCACCCCCUGCCCCCGCGCCUGCUCCCGUUCAAAACGCCCCCACCGUAUCUAUCGUAACGAGUCUUCAACCCACAGUUUCCGAUACUAUAAACGUAGACCCGCUCACCCUCCCCGACACCAUGAACCCACAAGUAUUCCUCAAAAAGCUACAAACGCUGCGCGCUUCUAAAGAAGAAAUUCUUAAGCUGUCCAAAUUGGAAGAUGACCCGUCGUUGGAGAUGAAACAACGCUUGACGCGAGUGUUUAAAGCUCUUUACAAUAUAAUAACAUCUUUUAAAGGUGAUGAAGAAAAGCCCAUAUGUUCACCGCUUUUAAAAAUUAAAAAUCAAAAAUCCGACACAACCCCAAUAACGGAUCUAAAUGUGAUUCUAAGUAAAAUUGAGAACAACGAAUACGAGAGUGUAGUUCAGUUCGACAGCGAUAUGAGUGGUUUGUUCUCUGCGCUUAUGCGGGAACACAGUAAAAUGACCGCCAUUGGUGCUGCGGCCGCGCAGUUGAAGAAGGUAUACAAUUCUGCUAAGUUGGAGUUUGCUGAGCAACUUACAAAAAUACUUGGUUCACAAGACAGUUUACCAUCUGGAUUUAUUCAAAAAUCAAAACCUGAGGAAGUAAUUCUAUGCAUAUGCGGCCUCCACGUAGAAGAAGGGCUGAUGGUGCAGUGCGGUAACGCGCGGUGUGGAGUGUGGCAGCACGCGCGCUGCAUGCGGCUCGCCGACACGUCCUCCACGCACUACUGCCACCUGUGCUCUACCGACCCGGUUGAUCGUGAGAUCCCACUCGACGAAUACACGGAAGAGGGUCACCAGUUCUAUCUGUCGUUGAUGCGUGACGGUCUACAAGUGCGACAAGGCGACACUGUAUACGUGCUUAGAGAUAUCCCCAUUGACGAAAAACACCCGGACGUCAGCCAGAAGGAUGGUGAUAAGACCGAUUCGCCGAAGACUAAGCGCGUCGAUAGGAAGAAGUUGAAGAAUAUCAAGGGUAAAGAGAAAGAAGAUGUUAUUCAGAAUAAGGAUGGUUCAGUCCGCAAGCACACAUACCAAACAAUCGGUUGUGUGCCAGUGUCCGAAUUGGAUAUAUUCCGAGUGGAGCGACUGUGGAAGCACAAGGACACGCGCGAGCGCUACGUAUACGGCCAUCAUUAUUUGCGCCCGCACGAGACCUUCCAUGAACCGACAAGGAAAUUUUUCCACAACGAGGUCAUGCGUGUACCACUAUACGAGGCGGUGCCCAUAGAACUAGUAAUGUCUCAAUGCUGGGUUAUGGAUUUGAACACUUAUUGCAAGGGCCGCCCGGUGGGUGCGCACGAGUCGCACGUGUACAUCUGCGAGCUGCGCGUGGACCGCACCGCGCAUCUCUUCACCAAGAUCUCGCGACCCAAAUACCCAAUAUGUACUAAGCCCUAUGCGUUUGAUCACUUCCCGCAGCGACUGAAGGUGUCACGCACGUACGCUCCUCACGAAGUUCUGCCAGAAUAUCUGAAAGGUCGCGCUGGCAAGAAUUUUAUGACAUCAGAGAAACCUAAGGCGUCACAAGAACCGAAGAAAAAGCCUGUCGCUAAUGCCGUGGCCACUGUUGCAAAGAACGUAUCGCCGUCGCAGCGACGCGAGCGGCAGAAGGAGCGCGUGAACGAGAUCGCGCGGCGGCUGCUGAGCGCGGGCGGCGGCGCGGGCCGCGCGCUCGACGCGUCCUACCUGCUCGCGCCGCGCGCCGCCCGCCGCCGCCACCGCGUCUCCUGACCGCCGCGCGCCGCCUGCCCGUGCUGCCCCGCCGCCCGCUGACCCCGCUGACCCCGCUGACCCCCGCCGUCAGCGGCACGCGGCUGUUGUGUCGCUACAAAACCACUGGAUGAUCCCUCAUGGAGACUUACGGAAGGUGGGGAGACUGGGCUAUCGGCCUCACGCGUCCGCUGUUCCUUCUUCAACAAGACAGCGAGACGAAUCGAUGGCGGCGGACGAGGCCCCGGCGGCCACUGCGCGCUCACUAACUAGGUGAUGAAUAUCCGAGAGGAGCGUGAGGUCUGCUGCACGUUGCUAUUUGCAUCUGUGUUGAGAGCAGACUAUCAUCUCAGUCAAUAUUUAUGUAAAUAUUGGUUGCCACAUAAUUCAUGCUUAUAUCUAUGCAUCCUCUAUAUUUAUUAAUUUAUUUAAGGAAAUCUUACGUACAAACAGCGCAUGCUCUAGUUUGUCUAUGCGGUCUCUGUAAUGAACAAUAACAUAUAAACUCAAAAAAUAAAUAACUUGAAAUUUGCUGUAUUUAAUUACUUAUAAAUGCUAAGUUCUCUAGUACUAUAAUGUUAACUUGGCUUACGACGAACUUAAAAAAAAAAACUAGUAAUUUCCCAAUCCAACCAAAAUCAUUUGGAAAAAAAUGAACGGCUUGCUAGUAAUAGUUGUGAAUUGUGAAUAUGUAGAUAUUUUGGCAAAACGAAGGAGCAUAGGGACACGAAUAAUAUUUUAAGAUGAGUCAUUCUGAAUUGUACAUAAUAUAUUCACGUAUUUUGAAACAUGAAAUCAUUGCAUAAUCAAUUAGACUUGAUGUCAUUACACACUGCGCGUGUGUAUAAGUAAAUGUUACAUGUAAAUUGUUGUUGUAUUAUGUAUUUGUAUCGAUAAUAUCAAACGUGUACAAAAAUAACGUAUGCAAGUACAUUCCUUAAUGGUUGAUGUUCUGUGACAAUAAAAGGAAUGGGCGUGUCGAAUCGGAGAAGAAGCUUACAUCGUGUAAUGGAAUCUCUUGUAUCUUUUGUAUAUAAAUUUAUCGCGAUAUUUUCAAGUAAAAAUAAUAUUUUUGUAACGUAAAAAUGUUAUCAACUAAUUAAGUGUUUCAUCUGACUAUCAAGAUAACGUGCUAAUUUAUUUUAUAAGUAAUUUAUUUUUAGUUUUAAGUUCUAAGGUUCAUCGUUAUUUUAGUCUACUUGAAUGUAGUUAGAGUUAUAAUCUCAUACUCAGUUACAUUAUUUUGUGUGCUUAUUCAAUUUUUUAUCACGACGAAAAUAUACCCAUAUAUAUAAAUUAGUUAUAUAUUAUAUUUUUAUAGGCUAAUAUUGUUAUAAUUUAACGAUGGAUAUAUAGAAUUACUAUUAAACGACCAGUGGUGCGAACUGAUGUUGAGUGUUGAAAAGUUUUAUAGAGGUUAGAUAAAAAGUUGUUUGGCGGUUGUUAUAGUAAUAUUAGUAUUAAUUUCUUUUUUAAUAUUCUUCAUAUAAGUUUUUCUUAAGAAGAAUAAUAAUGAAUUAAAACAUUCGAUUUUUUUCUGGUCAUUUUAAACGUCUACGAUUUGUAGAAGAGCUGUUAUACAAUCAUGCUUUUAUUAAAAAUCUCUCUAUUUUUUUAAGUCUAGUUUUAAGUUGUAUAUAUUUUAGUGUUAAGGUGGUUGGUUGUUUUUUUAAAAUGAAUAAUAUAUUUGGUUAACGAUGACCCUCGUGCACACUGCAGGCGCUUACGAGCCUACGCUUAUGUGAUUGUUCUUGAACAAAUUGUUUUUGUUUCUAAUUUAUUUGUAAAAUACUGUUAGCUUUUGAAUACACCAUUGGCUCUAAUUAAUUUGAUCUAUAUGUGAGUUCUUUAAUCACAGCUUUUUUUACACUUUGCUUUUAUAUACAUAUAUAAUGUAAUAAAAUGAUCCCAAAAUUAGUCCUAUUCGGGACUCCAAUAUAUUUGAAUGUAUUUCUAUAAUAAUUAUACGAUUGUUUUAAAGUUUAAAAUAAAAAUCCUUAAGAAGAUUCGUAGAUAUUGUUGAAAGUAUAGUGGGAGAUGUACGAAUGUAAUUUAUUUAUUUCGCCACUUCCUCAUGCAUGAUUACUAUUGACGUUUUAAUGGCACAUGAAUAGUUUUCGAGUUAAUUUUUAAGAAGUAUUGUAAACCGUCUCUUAGUUCUCAAUGCUAUAACAUUAUUUGCAAAUAUGUACACAAGUUAUCGUUUGACCUUGAGGGUUUCGAUUAACUGCAUAUUUGUAUAGUAGAAUACUUAAUUUAUAUAAAAUCAGGAAGUGGUGAAUUCAUAACAUAAAUUGAAAGUUCAAAAAGGUUUUUCUCUUUAGCACAAACAAGCACUUUACAUUGCCUUGUAGUUAGAUAAGUAUACACAGACACGUUACAUAUUAAUGUUACACACAUGUACUUAAUUACAUAGUAGAUUUCAAUAGUCAAUAAUAUAAGAGAUAGCGUAGAUGACAACUGUUUUUCCAGUAUUGCAAAUUUAUGUAAGGUAGGAAAGAAAACAUUUUGGGAUCAAAAUUAUACACAAUAUCAUUCGGAAAUCAAAAUUGACUGGCUUGUUCAUUUGAAUCAAUAAGACGAAAUAAUAAAGUGCUCCAUUUAAACUUGAACAGGCUUUAUAAAAUACUGUGACUUUCAAUAUUGGUUAUUUAUUCAUGGUUUAAUAAGGAAAACACGUUAAACUUACUGAUUCAAAUGAGAAAUCAAAUAAAUGCAUAUUUAUAUUGAAUUCAUUAUAUUGAGCAGCUUUACUAUUUUCUAAGUAAGAUUUUGUUUUAAGAUGCCAUUUGUUGUAACUCAUGUUUUAAUAUUAAAUU
Molecule: messenger RNA, 11927 nt
Organism: Zerene cesonia (dogface butterfly)
Lineage: Eukaryota; Metazoa; Arthropoda; Insecta; Lepidoptera; Pieridae
Product: histone-lysine N-methyltransferase ash1-like
Exons: 20
Coding region: 1-9129 (3042 amino acids)
Cellular component (GO): nucleus
Molecular function (GO): histone methyltransferase activity; chromatin binding; protein binding
Source: RefSeq, a predicted model, not a curated record